This is a messenger RNA of Colletotrichum graminicola M1.001, 5373 nucleotides long. RefSeq lists its product as uncharacterized. The record is from RefSeq and is a predicted model, not a curated record. The transcript is spliced from 2 exons. NCBI's taxonomy places the organism in Eukaryota, Fungi, Ascomycota, Sordariomycetes, Glomerellales, Glomerellaceae. Bases 1 to 5373 code for a protein of 1790 amino acids.
AUGAUUUCCAUGCAGCGCUCCCUUUCCUCGCCAGUUCGCAUAGUGUCUGUCCCUGCCCCCAAAGAUGACGCGAACCAGCCUCCAUCACCGACGCCUCCUCCCGAGACUUACAAUCCUUCCUUCCGUUCCCGUCGCCAGAGAUCUCCGAGUCCCACCCGGAGCGCAGAGGCUGCACCCGUCCGCCGUAGCGAGGACAUGCCGAGGAGACCCGCCUCCAGGUCGCACCAGAAGCCCGUGAUUGCCCAAGCGUCUACACCCACUGCCACCUCGCCGGCCAAGCCCGCAAUGGAGCCUUCGUCUGAAGCGGCGUCCGUGUCAGCCGCCGACAAGACAUCCUCGCCCGCGCUCCCUCAGUCCCUUCUCCCGGACCCGUCCUUGUACGAGAACCCUCAUUUGGCCCCCGAGCCUGACACAACAACCCUGGAGGAGCUUGCCCAUUUGGUUAGACUAUCCAAGUAUCAGGAGCGCAAGCGCGCAAACACGAGGAUACGCCUGCAGAGGAACCUCAUUUCCACGGCCUUGUCUGCCCGCUUGAACCGCUGCGGUGAGAUUGCCCGGAAAAACUUGGUUGAUUGUUUCCGGUCCGAUGACAAGAAGACCUUUGCUUCUCUCUUCAACGCCAUUCACGAUGUGCGCAAGAGCUGCGACGAGCUACGACGCUAUGCUCUUUUGGAACCCGAGAUGGAUUCUCUCCAGUCCCCUGCUCUGGCGUCUUCGGAAAGCCUCGACACACCCCCAAAGUCAACUUCAGGUGCUAGCUUACUGGGAUCCAUGACCCCUUUUCUUUCCGAGUUGCCAGCCUCCGUCAGAGAAAUCUUCCUGAACUUCCUGACCCAGAUCAGGACCAACCCAGACUACCUAGCCACGCGGUUGUGCUCUCUAACCCCCACAGAACUGAAUGCAUUUACCACACCCCACCAGGGGCUGGAGCCUGUAGAAUCUGUUUUGCCCUACCACGGUCGCCCUACUGCCCGCGCUCACGCCGGCCCAAGCAGCCGGGGACCUGCACAUUCACCCAAUCCUAUCGAGCGUUUGCUGUCCUUCCAGCGGCAUGAUCCCUUGUCAACUUUGGUCCAUACCUGCUUCGCCAACUCCGCCGGCCCCGAUAGCGCCGAAGACAGACGUCGAACUGAGAUAUGGGGAACGGCGCUAGCGAGACUAAUUACCGAGUCCAAGGCCAGCAGCGAGCCCAUGCUGAUCUCCGUACUUAACGUCUGGACCGCCAUGCGAGAUUGGUCCGGGAAGUCCAACAUGGAAUGGUAUCUAAUGAAGAUCCUCGAGGAUGGCGCCUUUCUUUUGGACAAGGCCGAGGACCAACACGGGACAAGGUUCAAUCUCGCCGAUUGGACAGCCAAGGACAGUAUCGCUGCUGAGGAAUUUUAUGACCGAGCCGUCAACGAGCUCUUCGAAAUCAUCGAUGAUGAGGAUGCGACCGGUAUUCCCGAAGGUCUCAUUGAGCUGGGUAACGCCAUACUAAAGAAGCUGGAUAACAAGCUCGUAGAGGGCACGCGAAACUGGUUUGUGUACAAGUGGCUUUUCUCCGUCUUCCUGCUCGGCGUCGUCAUCCAUCCAGAGAGCCACGGUCUCAUGGGCGAUUACCACAUCACCGAGUAUGGCCGCCAAAAGAUUCUCAAACAAGUCGCCAUGAGGGCGCAGCAGCUGGUCGUAGAGAUUACUUGGAACAAAAAGGGGACCGUCUCGACUCCGCCCAAGAUCCAGGGUCACGUGGACAGCAUUCUGAGCCGAUUCAAACGGUCCAGAUCACAAAGACCUCCAGCCAAACUGCUGCCCGCCCGCUCCAUUACCUCUCUCCGGGAGACUGUUGAGGUUCACCCAUAUUUGGUCGUGAGCCCGGCUGACCUAGUCACACUGGUCAAUGCAUUGUUCCCCGAGCGCCGGCCCAUGUCGGCCCAGUCCGGUGGGUUAAGAUCAGGAGCUCCUUCGAUUUCCGGGUUUUCGGCGAUUUCCCAACCAAUCUCCGUGGGAGCAUCUCGCAGUAACUUCGAUACAGCAUCAAUUCUCAGCACGAGUGCAUCGUCCGUCCUCAGCGACGCUACAACGUCGCGCGAGACGACUUUGGAGGAGCAGAGGACCGGCUCACCUCAGCGGUACUCGCCCCCUGUUCUGGAUCCACUCAGUCAAAGACGGCUUACCAACUACGAAGACGACGGUUAUCGUCUACGUUUCGCUCUCCGUGAGCUGGGCGCUCAAGUCGGAAUGGAUGUCGUUCAGGGUUCAUGCCACCCUUGUGCUGAACGAUGGGCUGUCUUGUUCAUCUCAGCGGAUGGAAACAGUUUGUCAAGCCAGAUGACCUAUGACCCAGACGAAGAGGUCGAAGAUGAGGAGAACUCCUCAACCAGCGAUACUGACGAUGACGAGAUUGACGAGAAGCCCGAGUUGGACAAGGACUACCAUCAGCUGAGAGAUUCUAUCCUGAAGCUCGUCCAGGACUUCGAAAUACCAGCAAGUAUUGAGCCCGAAGGCGCACGUGCACAGUUCAGCAACAGGGCCACUGGCAUCAAGAAGUAUCGAUCAAAAAACAAGAUCAUCACGGCUGAAAAGUCCACCCCUAGCAGGAACCCUUAUCGCAUACGCAACGCCGAAGCGCAGGCGACUCCUGCAUGGGGGAGUUUGCAAGAGGACGACAGCGCGUCCACCAAGGAGACGGAAAAGCGUGAGGAAGCAGAUGCAGAGCCACCCUCUGUGCUUAUCGCUAUGCUUACCGCAGCCUCCGCUCAAUCUCGAGCGCAAGCCGAUUUCGUGUCGGCGCAUCUUUAUUGGAAAACGUUGCAACAACUCAACGCCCUUACCUCUGAGUCCUUGCGACGGAACGGCUUUGCAAUUCUUUUGAACAUUUUCUCCCGAGGACCACGAGAUUCGAUCCGCCGCUGCGCGUCCGCCAUUGAGGAAUACGAUGCAUGGCUCGUCUGGCUCAAGCAAAGCCAGGAGCGACACGAAGGACUCAUCGACGCCAUGAUGAAGCGUCUGCGCGCUCUCCGUGACAAGAUGUGGUACGUGACAGACGUUCGCAAUUCCGCGCCGUACGAGCAAAGCCGCAAUAUUUGUGCUGCCCUCAAAACUAUGGGUAUGCCACGACGAUACAACUCAUAUCAGCGCAAUCGCGCCCAUCUUUCACGAGGGCCCGCGUCAAGUUAUCUGUAUCGCACAGAGACACAGAUCAUGGACCUCCUAGCCGCUUCCGAAGAGCAGGGCGGGCCCAAUAAGCUGAGCGACGAUCAGGCAGAUAAGACCUCGCGCUGGCUUCAACAGGCAGGGGUCGAAAACUUUUGCUGCGGAGAGGAACGCAUACACAGGUUCUGCUGUGAAGUGGACACCUGCAUAUCAAAGCUAGUCGGCGAGUCGAUCAUGGACGGCCCUGUCUUGUGGUCGAGUGAGUUGUAUCAACGGGACAGGCGGAACCUGGAGGCGAGCAGAAACGGUCCUCGCGACAGAGACCAUCCAUUUGACGACACUGCCAGCGUCAUGAGUGACCCGGACCGGCGGUUCUUGUCUACUGGCCGGCCUAGCUCUGUUCGGGACUUGCGGGGCAUGUCAGCUCACAACUCAAGUCAGCAGUCGUUCGACUCUGGCAGCUACCGUUUCUCAAGGGCAAGCACAGUCUUGUCCGACAUUAUAGAUGGACAGGACUAUUUUGGCGUCUCGUCGCCUGUUCACACCAUCGACUCCAGUUCUACGUUUUGGUCGCCGUUUCAAUCGGCGAUCUCACCGAGCUCGACAACGUCCCGCGCCCAGUCCCCGACAACAAGCAUGACGAACCUGUCUAGCGUGUUCCAAAACCCUCAACAUCAUUCAAUGGGCUCUCAAGCAAGCCAGUCAACUGGCAGACCAGGUACCUCGGCAUCCUCCAACGAGACAAUCCACCAGCAACGCCUGUCAGAAGAGAAGGCCCGUUUCCUCAACGAGCUGCGCCAGACGUUGGUCAGCCUACUGCUGUCCGAUCUAGGCACUCUUGUCUUCUCUCGCGGUUCGGAAACCGACGAUUGGUUUUCUACUUUGGGUCAAGAGUGCAUCGAUAGGCGAGAUGCCCUCGACAGACGCGCGCGGAGAGCGGGGAAGUCCGGUAAACUCUCGCUGAGACCGCGUGUCAUUGAAAAGAAGAAGAGCUUUGGCAACUUGCGAGGUGCUGGCGAGACCGACAAGAACUCCGAAACCACAGAAACCGCAAGCGCUCCGGGAAAUGACAGCCCAGCGACAAGCGACACUGUUUCCACCCGACCCAAACAUACUCCCAAGGAGUCUACACCCGAGUUCCCUUUCAAGAAGGCUUUCCAACGCCUGCUCCGCAUGUUCAGCGUCCAUCCAAACCCUUAUGCCAAACUCAAUGCUCUGUAUGAGCUACAGCAGCUCAUCAUCGCAUCUCUGGCGAAUGGUUCGCGAAGGUCAAGGCUGGGAUGGAACCGGCAAGAAUUCAUGUCCGGCUCAGGCGAUGAUUCCGCGGGAAACAGUCGCCCUAAUCCUCUCGAAGAGGCAAUUGACAACGUCAGAGGCAGACGUUCACACACACUUCUGCAAUCGCCCCUGACCUCGCCACCGAUCAUGGGACCGCACCAGAUGCGGCAAAGUACUAACGAGAAUCGGAACCUUGCUUCAGGAAUCUCAUCUACCACUGACGCUGUCACCAAUGUUUUGCGGACACUUUUCCGAGACGCGUCUAUCCGCCCAAAGACACUCUUCCGUGACUUACAAUUCAUUGCUGCUUUCGUCAACCCAGUCAUUCUCGACAACACAGACAAGGGCACUGCAUUCUGGGAUACGGGCCUGGCUGCCUUGGGUCUCAAGCAAGAAGUGUGCCGUACUAUGAUUGAGGUAGCAGACGAGGUCCAGUGCGUGUAUACGAGCACUCGCAAGACGACGAACGAAACGCCCGUUCAAGAUGCGGAACGGCCAGAAACCGAUUCUCCUCCUCCUGUGACAACAGCGUACAGCUUGGCACAGGCAGGCAAGAUGUGGACCAUCACGGCGAAGGAGGGUCUUCCGACAGCUCAACGAGAGCUGGCAAUCUUUUACCUCUCCAACCCUGAGCUUGUGGAGCGUACCACCUUACCGCUCUCCAAGCCGAGAGAGGUCUUUAAACAAGCCGUCAUGGACAAGUACGCCGGAGCGUCUGGACGGACCGGCCCUGGCACCAGGCUCUAUGCUGGUGACAGAAACCGCACGACGGGCGCGUCCGGUCUCAGCGGAUCUGUUGGUUCCCAACAUCCCGGGCAGGAUUCAGGCUCCAAAGACGGAGAUGUUCGCAGCGACCCCGCUCUGAUGUGCGUGGCAGUUCACUUUUUCCAGGCAGCAGAACAGGGCGGCGACGAGCUUGCCACUUCGUUCCUCCGCCAGAAUGAGUUCAACGCCAUGGGAUAG